Uranotaenia lowii is the source of this 882-nucleotide messenger RNA. RefSeq lists its product as uncharacterized. The coding region runs from base 168 to 647 and encodes 159 amino acids. Lineage: Eukaryota; Metazoa; Arthropoda; Insecta; Diptera; Culicidae. The transcript is spliced from 4 exons. The record is from RefSeq and is a predicted model, not a curated record.
UUGAUGUGAAGUCUGGCGUCGCGAAACGAUCGCUUAUACCUACUAAAGUUCUAUUUCGUGCGUGCGAAAAGUUCGUUCUAAACGAUUGCCCAAUUGUGUGUGUGUGCGUAUGAAGAAUAAAGUUUUGUAAAGGAAGGCCCGUACGUGAUCUGUGAUAAGACGAGAGUAUGGCUUUGAGAUUACUUCUGCUGGCAGUUGUGACACUCGGCUCGCUCUACGUGUUGCAUCUUUUGGCGCAAGAUUUUAUGAAGCUUACAAAACCCAUCUUUAUGGCGUCCGGAAAGCGAGAAACAUCAACGUACAACAGAACGGCUGCAUUAAUGGACUUUGAAAAACAGAUAGAUUGGAACCGUAUGAUUAAGUAUGAUCCUUUGAAAUGCUCGCUUUCCCUAAUUUGUCAAUUAGCGGCAGGAGCAGAGAAGAAAAACAAAGCUGCAAAUGCAAUCUACGAGUUCGUAUCCUACAGCGUUGAGAACAGCAAAUCUGUACCCAAACGGAUAGUGCAAUCGUACGAGCGAGGUCUAAGUUAUUACCAAAAUAACGAGACCGAUUCGAAGAAGUGCCUAACUCACUACCCUCUGUGCAUAUACUCUGCCAAAACGAUGAUGAAAUUACUCGAUCUGUAUGCUCGGGUUUUCGCUACCUAGGCAAUCGAAUGACUCUAAAUUUAUAACAAAACCAUUUGAUUAGUUCUAGAUAAGUUUUAGCAAUAUUUUAAAUUAGAAAUGAACAUUCUAGUGACGACUGUGUAUUAUAAGUAUGAGAAAAACAAUUGUUAGCUUAGUUUAAAUAAUAUAUACAAAUCCGAAAAAAAUGGGUUGAGCUAGCAAAAAGUUUAAAACGUGUGUCUUAAUAUGUUAAAAUAUAAGUUUAAAAAUGUAA